This is a messenger RNA of Apis florea (little honeybee), 1321 nucleotides long. RefSeq lists its product as uncharacterized. The record is from RefSeq and is a predicted model, not a curated record. NCBI's taxonomy places the organism in Eukaryota, Metazoa, Arthropoda, Insecta, Hymenoptera, Apidae. Gene Ontology annotation, molecular function: growth factor activity.
UUUCCAGCGAUAUUUCAACGAACAUCCGUGUCCAGGGGUCAACUGAGGAUCCAAGGUGUCGCGACUUGCCUGUACCUGUGCAUGGAUUCCUGUGGUCUUCUUUACGGCUCGCGCGAGUACACGGACGAUUGCGUGUUCAACGAGACCCUGGAGCAGCACAACUACAACACGUACAGCUCGGCGAAAUGGUCGACGGCCAAGAAAACGUUGUACCUCGGAUUGAACCGUCACGGGCAGCCGAGGAGGGUACAGGCCAAGGGUCACAAUCUCGGCAGGCUGUCCGCCUACGCGCGGGUGUUGACUCAGGUCGCGCCUCUGGACCGGGUGGAGACGCUCCAAAGGCGGAUGCUCGGCGCCCAGCACAACGUCCGCCACCGGCACAACACCCACCGCGGCGACCUCAUCCAACAGUCCCUCUGCCCCGCCCUCCCCGCCCAGGAGAAGGACGGCAGGGACAAGUUCAGGUGUCGCAAGCGGAAGAAGAGGAAGAAGAGGAAGCGGAGGUGCAGGCCGGGCGAGAAGCCGGGGCCGCAGUGCCAAACGGCGGAGGGCAAGCUGCUCGUUCCGCCGCCGCCCAGCAACCAGAGCCUAGCCGUGGCGGCCACCAACGCCACGAUCCAAUCGAAGAGGCCGUGCGAGGGUUUGGCCAGCGAGGAGGCCUGCCGAAGAGAGGCCCUCUCGGUCCCCUCUAAGAAACGGAAGCUGCGGGUCGAGGCCGAGGGAGGAGAAGAUGGAGGAGAAGGAAAAGGAAGAGGGAAAGGAGGGAGGAACGCGAGCAACGGUAAGAGCAAAGCGCCAGCGUCAAACGCGAAAAAAGUAAACGCCGCUGGUAGCACGAGUCAGAGUAAAAAGCCUAAUUUGACGAACGGGAAGAAGAGAAAGAAGAAGGGGGCGCAGCAACCGAGGAGGAAUUCGUGGUCGGGCCGGAAGAGGUUCAAGCCUGGCGGAGCGGCGAACGCGACGGCCACCAUCGCCACCACGACGACGACGACGACGACGACGACGACGAUACCGACGACCACGACGACGGUAGCAGGCACGACGACAACGGGCGUGGCGUAGGCCGAGCAGAACUCGAGGACAGCUCGAGGGGAGAGGAAGAUUGCCCGCGGCCUCUGGCGGGCAAAGCCGGAACCCUGCGCCCCUCGCCAUGGUGCCCCCUUAAUUCCUCCUUCUUGUUGCUGCUGGUUCGCUCGGUGUGGACCUCGCCCCGAUCCUACCACGCCGCGUGAGAUCUGUGAAAGCGCGCGAGGAUCGCUUCGGCCUAAUCGUCUCCUUCGUUCCCUCGAUUAUAUCGCGAUAUAUAUACACACACACGCUC